Molecule: messenger RNA, 2393 nt
Organism: Diospyros lotus (date-plum)
Lineage: Eukaryota; Viridiplantae; Streptophyta; Magnoliopsida; Ericales; Ebenaceae
Product: fatty acid amide hydrolase-like
Exons: 20
Coding region: 261-2093 (610 amino acids)
Molecular function (GO): catalytic activity
Source: RefSeq, a predicted model, not a curated record
ACAGUUAGAUAAAGAUGGCUUCUUUCAAUUAAUUGCCCCCAACUUUCUCGUCUUCUCCGCCUUCUUCUUUGAAUUACGUUAUACAUAUACAUAUAUAUAUAUAUACACAUGCAUACCAACAAGCACAUGCGUUUAACGGGUGGACCAUCGUCUUCACCAUGUUUGCUUCGCUGGGCAUAUUUACCAUCUACUUAUAGUUGUUACUCUCAGCUGAUACAUCAUUAUGUUUUUGUGAUUUCUCGCUGUUUCUGGAUCUCUCAAUGGGCAUUUUCAAGGCCAAAGGUGUGGUUUACAAGCCAGUGGCCGACGUCAAUCUCGGGCCCGACAGCGAUGAGGGUUAUCUCCCAGCGAACGUCAAAGCUCCUCGCAUGGCUGGAUUGCUGGUUAAAAUAUUCGCUUGGUCCCUGGAGUUGCCUAUUCUUGGUGGCAUAUUCUUGUACAUACUGAAAAGAAACAAUCUAAUACACAAGCUUGUUUCAUUUGCAGAGUUGGAAGAGUCACCUCUAUUUGUUCCCUUCCACCCUUAUGAAGAACUUAAAGAGCAAGAAGUCAAAUGCAUAGAGUUUGAUCUGUCCCCACCCCAACAAGUUCAAAAGGCCAUAGAAUGCCUACAGUAUUUAGAAAGGCCAGAAAAAAAUUCAGAUCUUAGUUUCCAUAGAUGGACAAUAUUGGACUAUUCAAGAGCCUAUACUUCAGGAAAGAUUACUCCUCUCAUGGUUGCUGAACGAUUUAUAGCUGCUACUCAUGAAUCAUCCAAACCUGCAUUGCGGAUGUCAUUUUUUAUUGAUUAUAAUGUUGAAGAUAUAAUAAGGCAAGCUAGUGAAUCAACCAUUCGAUAUCAGAAAGGAGAACCAUUAUCAGCUCUAGAUGGAGUCCCAGUUGCUAUCAAAGAUGAAAUAGAUUGCAUGCCCUACCCAACUACAGGAGGUACAAAGUGGUUGCACAAGGUAAGACCUUGUAUAGAUGAUGCAUGCUGUGUUAAGCGCCUUAGGUUAUGUGGUGCUAUACUCGUUGGGAAGACAAACAUGCAUGAGCUUGGGGCAGGAACCAGUGGUAUAAAUCCUCAUUACGGGGCAACUAGAAAUCCAUAUGAUCCCAAAAGAGUGCCUGGGGGUUCUUCCAGUGGAUCAGCUGCUGUGGUGUCAGCAGGAUUGUGUCCUGUUGCCCUUGGUGUUGAUGGGGGAGGAUCUGUACGAAUGCCUGCUGCUCUUUGUGGUGUUGUUGGUCUGAAGCCAACUUUUGGACGUGUCCCUCAUUCUGGUGUUAUUCCUCUGAACUGGACAGUUGGAAUGGUUGGUAUACUAGCAAGCACUGUGGAGGAUGCUUUUAUUGUUUAUGCAGCUAUCAGUGGCGAGCUUCUUCCAUCAUGUCAACCCAAAACAGCAGUGAUGAAAGUUCAUUUUCCACUGCUGAAAUCACCAAACUGUAUCUCUGACAUCAAAUUUGCAAAAUAUGGGGAGUGGUUUAAUGAUUGCACUGAUGAAAUCAGAAUCUGCUGUUCGAAUGCUCUGAACCAGCUUGAUGAACAUUACGGAUGGAAGACCUUGGAGGUGACCAUACCAGAGAUAGAGGUGAUGCGCCUGGCACAUUAUCUAACAAUUGGCUCAGAGUGUAGCAACUCAAUUGCAUGUCAUCUAGAGAAGCUGAAUAUGAAAGAACUAGGGUGGGAUGCAAGAGUGGCACUUUCUGUUUACGGUGCUUUCAAUAGCAGGGAGUAUUUAAAUGCCCAGAAAAUUAGGAACCGCCAGAUGCAGUUUCAUAAGAAAAUAUUUGAUGAGGCGGAUGCCAUCGUUACACCAACAGUAGGGGUGACUGCCUAUCCAAUACUGGAUGAUGCUUUAGAAUCUGGGGAACUUGAUUACGUCAAUGGAGCUGCACUUGUUCGGUAUCAGAUAGCAGGAAAUUUCUUGGGAUUGCCUGCAGUGACUGUACCGGUGGGAUAUGACAAAAGUGGCUUGCCAAUAGGUCUUCAGUUCAUUGGGAAACCAUGGUCUGAAGCUACACUGAUCCACAUAGCUUCCGCAAUGCAGGCCCUGAGCAUCUCAGACACCAGAAAGCCAACUGUUUUCUACAAUCUGUUUGACGAGGACUAAACCCGCAGUAUAUGGUAACAACGUCUGAAUUCUGAACUGGGGUUCUCAUUGAACGAUGACUUGCAAAAGUUUGUUAUAGUUUAUGUUCAGUUCUCAUCUCGCUAUUCAAAUGAUGGAAGCAAUUUCAGUUUUACUUGCUAGCUAGGCAGCAUGGUUUAAAUAACUAAUGCCUAAAGCCAUCUUAUUCAUAUAAGCUAAUGCUUCCAAUGUAUGUCUCUCUGAGUGCAGAGGAGGAGUUGGUCUGAUAAUUACUAUUACAUGAAUUGUUUUCUAUAUAGUGGGCAUCUUCUGGAUUUGGUA